This is a messenger RNA of Necator americanus (New World hookworm), 327 nucleotides long. RefSeq lists its product as uncharacterized. Lineage: Eukaryota; Metazoa; Nematoda; Chromadorea; Rhabditida; Ancylostomatidae. Bases 1 to 327 code for a protein of 108 amino acids. The transcript has a single exon. The record is from RefSeq and is a predicted model, not a curated record.
AUGCUCCGCCCCCAAGCUGUGGGCGGAGCAUUAUCCCAGCUCUGCUUUCAAGAGAAGCAGGCGAUGAAGUGCCUCAUCUACUGGUUUGCCAGGAAACGUCGACGUCAUGCCAUCGAAGCCAUCGGCGAAAUCAUCGAAGAAGGAGAUGAAGAGCGAGAAGUCCAGCCGGUCCGGAGACAAGAAGAAGAGGAGUCAUCGGAGGGAGAGCUACUCGGUCUACAUCUACCGUGUGCUCAAGCAGGUGCACCCAGACACCGGCGUGUCGUCGAAGGCGAUGUCGAUCAUGAAUUCGUUCGUGAACGACGUCUUCGAACGCAUCGCCGCUGA